Messenger RNA from Mugil cephalus (flathead mullet), 7682 nucleotides. RefSeq names its product transmembrane protein 94 (gene tmem94). The coding region runs from base 531 to 4637 and encodes 1368 amino acids. Lineage: Eukaryota; Metazoa; Chordata; Actinopteri; Mugiliformes; Mugilidae. The record is from RefSeq and is a predicted model, not a curated record. The transcript is spliced from 32 exons.
ACGCAAACGGGGGGCGUCGUAGCGCGUGUCGUAUCAGUGUAGUAAGUGUGUUUAUUUCGAAGCCUCUGUUGUGUUCGCGUCUGUCUUUGACAUGAAGAGAAGGGGAAGGGAUCGUCUGGCCCUGAUGCUAGCUGUUCAGUGAAGACAGAAAGAGAGAGAGGCCUCUACAUAAAUGUUAUGAAAAGGAUCGCCUUUCAGCACCUCAGCAACAAUUAACAACAUAUCCCAGAGUUCUUUUCUCCUCUGCUCCCUGAGGGUGUCGGUGUGCCUCCUGUCACACUGGCAGAGGAGGUUGGGCAGGAGGUGUUGCCAGGUGGAGGACCAAGGCUGCACCCACCUGCCUUCUCCAUUUGCCUCCAUCCCUGUGCGAGCCACCUGACCUACAGCUUCCACAGGCGGGGGGCUGAUCCGUCCGAGAGCCUCAAAGGUGCAGUAUCCAGAUUUGGACAUUGCAGGACGCCACUGAUUGGGCUCUGCCAGGCGGCAUUGGCUGGUUGAGGAAUAGAGCAUGCUGAGUGGUUGUGGUUGCCAUGGAGCCGCGGGAUAAGAAGCAGGAGGAGGAUGCUGUGACUCUGGGCCUUUCAACUGGCCAGGCUCUAGCGAAGCUCCGGGACCAGCUCAGCAGUCUGCUGGAGCAGCAUCAGAGAGCUGCACGCAGACGAGCCUCAGUGCCGGAACAAUGGCUGAACAGCUUCCUAUACCAUGGCAACCGUCACUCCUGUCUCCACUGGCCAGGGGCUGCCCUCACUCUGCUGGUAGUGCUGGGACUCUUCUGUUGCCAUGGCAGCCAGCCAAAGGGCAGCUCUGGUAUAGAGCUGAUGAAUGCCGCAGCUCUCCUUCUCCUCCUCCUGCUGAACUUGCUGCUGGUCGGACGUCAGGAGCGACUGAAGAGGAGUGAGAUGGUCCGACGCCUUAAGGGCAUCAUCACACAGCUCAGUGACUACCUGUCAGGAUGUGUGGGUGAGGUCCGCUGGUCUCCAUCUCUAUAUCCUGACCUUUACACACCCUCAUCCCCGUCAUGGUCCCUUCACUGGACGUACCGUGACUCCCAGCUGGUUAACCUGCCCGUCAGUCUGCUGGUGGAAGGAGACAUCAUCGCUCUGAGACCCGGCCAGGAAGCGUUUGUGUCCCUCAGAGGCAUUAAGGAUGAUGAGCACAUAGUGUUGGAACCUGGAGAUUUAUUUCCCCCAUUCUCUCCUCCUCCUUCCCCACGAGCCAAAGAGAAAAGAGGACCCCAGAGCCCCCAGCAUCACCGCCUCUUCAGAGUGGUCCGCACUCCAGUUCUGGACAGUGUCAGGAACAGUCUGGAGUUGGCGCUGUCCCGGCCAAUCACAGUCAUGGAUAAUGAGAGGUUUACAGUACAGUCGAUCAUCGCCAAAAUAGUCUGUCCCAUUGUCGUGGUGGUGUUCCUGCUGGUGAACACCAUUCGCUACUUCUGUGAUGCCCCCAGCCUCACCCCUGUCUGCUAUAAUUUCCUUCAUCUUCAGCUGAUGGGUGUUCUGCCCAUCUUACCCCUGCUCUUCCCUGUCAUGUGGGUGCUGGUGAAUGCCUUCGGAGAAGCCAGGGUCCUUGCUGAAUUCAGUCGCGCGUCACCAGCUGGCCUGCUUGCUAAGUUCUCUGAGGACACUCUAAGCAGCUACACCGAAGUGGUUUCCUCUCAGGAGAUGCUGCGAUGUGUAUGGCGACACCUGGUUGGCGUCUUGAAGGGAGAAUCUCAGACGCUCUGCUAUACUUCCAGCCUCUUACACACUCUGGGAUCUGUCACUGUGCUGUGUUGUGUGGACAAACAGGGUAUCUUAUCGUGGCCUAACCCCAGCCCAGAAACAGUACUGUUCUUCAGUGGACGAGUGGAACCACCUCACAACAGCCAAGAUGACCUCAGGGACGACCUGUCUGUCAACUCCUACUGCCGAAUGGAGAUGGAGGAUGACAGGGAGGAGCCCGGCCAGGAGGCGGAGGCCCUGCUCUGUCUACCAGCAGAGACCUCCACCCAGCCGGCAGAGGGGCCCGAGCCCAGUGAGACGUCGCAUGACACAGCUCGUUCCUCGGAUACGCUUCGGCUCCAGCGCUCCUGCCAGCCCGCACAGACUCGCACAAAACACCACUCUGGAUCCAAUGUGAGCUUCAGCCAUGACACUGAGGGAGGCGAGGACGACCAUACGCAGGAUAUUGGGAUGGGCUGCCCUGAGGCCGAGGCCGAUGACUUUGUGUGCGACUACCACCUAGAGAUGCUGAGCCUGUCGCAGGACCAGCAGAACCCGACCAGCAUCCAGUUCGAUGACCUCUCCUGGCAGUGCCACCUGCCCUCCCUCAAGCCGCUCGGCCUCAACAUCAUGUUGAACCUCUGCAAUGCCAGCAUCACGCAGCAGCUGUGCCGCUUCUCUGACCACCUGUCCAACCUGGCUCUGCAGGAGAGCCAUGGUAGCGUGCUGCCUGUCUGCGUCCCCUGGGGGCUCUGUGAGCUCUCCAGACUCAUAGGGUUCACUCCUGGUGCGAGGGAACUGUUUAAACAGGAAAACCACUUGGCUCUGUACCAGCUGCCAUCUGGAGAGAAGACCAAGGAGUUCAACUCCCGCCGCCUUCACUACUUCACCAAACGGCAGCCUCCCAUCUCCCACCUCAUCUCCCUGUUCGUACGAGACUCUUCCUCCAAUAAUGUGCAGAUGUUGUCACACGGUUCGGCCGACCUUAUCCUCGAGGCCUGCACUGACUUCUGGGAUGGAACUGACAUCUACCCCCUCUCAGGCUCAGAUAGGAAGAAGGUUCUGGACUUCUACCAGCGUGCCUGUCUGUCAGGUUACUGCUCCGCCUUUGCCUACAAGCCCAUGCAAGUAUCGCUGUCCACUCAACUGAAUGGGAAGUGUGUGGAGCUGGCCCCUGGUCCCUGCCUCUUCUCUGGUGUGGAGCUGCCUUCCACCACCCCCAUCAAGCACAAUUCCUGCAGGAACAGCUGGAGCUCAGAUGAGGGUAUAGGUGAGGGCGUGGAGCGUGAGGACUGUGUACAGGCCCUGAGUGGGCAGAUCUUUAUGGGCAUGGUGUCGUCCCAGUUCCAAGCCAGGCUGGACACCGUGCGACUCAUCGAUGCCCUGGUCACCGCCUGCAUCCGCUUUGUUUACUUUUCCAUGGACGAUGAGCUCCGCAGCAAGGUGUUUGCAGAGAAGAUGGGUUUAGAGACAGGCUGGAACUGUCACAUCUCUCUGACUCCAAACGGAGACAGUCCCUGUGACGGAGCUCCAUCCAGCCCCUGCCAAGGAUCACUGCACGAAGACCUGAACCAAGAUUCUCGAGAUGAAGCAGAAGGUCCGCUGCUGCCAGAGGAGGAAGCUCACUCUGACAUGGUCAGCUUCCAACCCACAGACAGCGACGUACCCAGCUACCUGGAGGACUGUAACAGAGCCAAAUUACCUCGUGGGAUCCAUCAGGUUCGCCCUCAUUUGAAGAACAUUGAUAAUGUGCCUCUUCUGGUGCCACUCUUCACUGACUGCACCCCUGACACCAUGUGUGAGAUGAUGAAAAUCAUGCAGGAGAACAGGGAGGUCACCUGCUGUUUGGGAAGUUCUGCCAAUUUCCGUAAUAGCCGCCUUUUCCUGCAGAGCGACGUCAGCAUAGCUCUAGACCCUCUGUAUCCAUCUCAGUGUUCGUGGGAGACUUUCGGCUAUGCCACCGGUGGAGGGUUUAACGGAGAUGUUGAAGGGCUGUCCCCUCUGAGACUGUCUGGACAGCUCAAUAGUCUGGGCUGCUCUGUCACCUUUCACCAAGGAGAGAGCGUCAGCAUGGUCAAGCUCAUAGAGCAGGCACGACACACUACCUACGGUAUCCGAAAGUGCUUCCUCUUCCUGCUGCAGUGUCAGCUCAGUCUAGUCAUCAUCCAGUUCUUAGCCUGUCUAGCUCAGCUUCCCCCUCCCAUGAACACCACCGAUAUUCUGUGGGUGUCCUGUUUCAGCUACCCCCUGCUAAGUGUUUCACUUUUGGGAAAGCCACCUGACAGUUCAGUUAUGUCCGUUGCAACGGGGAAGAACCUGGAUGCAAUUCCUAGGAAGACUCAAAACUACUUCCUCGGCUGUUUCCUGUUGAAGUUUGGCCUGACUAUGUGUGCCUACUUGCUGGCAUUUGGGUUCACCCUGCAAGAGGUCUGCCUCGCAGGCAAUAACGUGACCUUCACCGACAACACCACUGUCAGCUGUGGCUGUAUAUUCACAGUCAGCUCCUCAGUUGAUGCUCCUCGUUGGUUCAACGAGCUAUCCAACGGCCUGCUGCUGACUCAGAAAGUUAUGGCUGCCUUCCUAGUCUUACACACAGCGGUGAUUUCCCUCAGCUACGUCCACCGCUCUCAGUCUAUGUGGAGAAAAAGUCCGUUCAGCAACACCUGGUGGUGUCUCACUGUACCUGUGGUACUGCUCGGCCAGGUUGUUCAGGCCACCUUGGAUUAUCUGCUGUGGCGUGACCGGAGCAGCCUCCUGACCUUUAACCUGGACGACAUACCUCGGGAAGCCUGGCUGGUGGCCUCUCUGUCCCCACUGCUGGUGGUGUUGGUCAACGAAGUGGUGAAGCUACACGAGAUACGGGUGCGAGUCCGCUACCAGAAGAGGCAGAAGCUUCAGUUUGAAACAAAGUUGGGAAUGAACUCUCCAUUCUGACACGUUCGUCUGAGCAAGUUUGUGCUGCAGCUGCAUUUGGGAACCAGUCAGUCCUUUCUGGAAAUCAGGAAAAGGCAGGGUGCACACACUGUAGCGCCCCCCAUCACCACUUCAACCCAACUGCAUUACAGGUGGAGCAAUUAACAGGCAGAUGUCACAGUGGGGGCUUUGUUAAGUUCCUGGGUCUGUUUUUUGAAUCAGUUUAUUAGUUCUCUGAAGGGCACGUACAGUGAUGAUUCCAAAGCAUUCAUUUCCACUGAAUAGAAAAAGCUAUUCUGUUCACCGUCUUAUUUUAGUUACUUAAAGGCAUGAGGAAUGUUUUCUGAAGAGGUUUAUGCUUUUUCACUGUCAUGUCUGUUCUCAUCACUGAGAGACUUGUGCAUGGUUACUCUCAUCUCCAGGAAUGCUCCGGGUCCCAAACAGACAGCUGAACCACACUGCAAAAGGUUUUCAUCUGAAUUUUAUUGUAACGUUUUUCAAUGAGACGCAGCAGUCCAAAUUGAAUUAAAUUAAAUUAAAUUAUUUUUUUAAGUUAAAGACAAUCUGUAACUAUGGACGCCCGAAGUGUGCAGUUAUUAUCUCUGAUUUCACAUGAAUAUACCAUGUAAAUAAAAUGAUAAUUUCUUAAAUUAUUUUACAAGCUAUUCAAAUUUUGUAUCACUAUUAUGUUUUUUUUUUUAUUAUUAUUAUUUGGUUUUAUAGGGCUUCAUUUUUAUUUCACAGUGGCGCUCAUGACAGCGGCAAUGUCCCCUCAUCUUCACCUUUCAGCCAGCUGCAGGCCUCCUGCUUCUCUUACAUACAGACGCUUAAUGAACCCCAGCUAGCUGGGCAAACUGUCCGCUUGUUCAUUACUCAGUGUGAAGAGACGGUUAUGGAAAAUUAAUUCAGUUUUGAUUCAUACGUUCCUCAGAGAAAAGUACAUACCAUCUAUAGAGGUCCAUAGAGGUUUAGUUACUCUGUCCGCAUUCAUUCAAAGUCAGUUAUUGUAGCUCACAGGAGCAACUGAGGUAAAUCCAGCAGCGUUUUAUGAGCCAUUUGUAAGAGGUAGGAGGCUGAAAGUUGAGAGUGACAAAUGGCACUAUGCCAUAAAACUUGAACUGUAAUGUUUUUAUCUACUAUUGCACACAUUCGGGCUCCAUACAGGAUAGGGUGUUGACACUACCUCUGAAUAAAUGUGACAGGCAAGCUUUUCUGAGCUGGCUUUGUGGACCUUCCUGUAAUUCAGCCCCUGGGCCGCAUUUUAAUUUAAUCCCUGUGGUACCCUGCAAGAUUAUAUCGUAUUGCGUUUCACAAUAAAUGUUCUUGUUGGUCCUCAAUUCCUGAGCUAAUCCUGGCUCAGACCUACUGCAACCCAACACGGAGUAAAGGUCUGAGUUUGAUUGUUCCACACUCAGAUAUCUGCAAAUAGUAGGCCCAUCAUAAGUGAUGGAUUCAUUCGAGGUUUGUUCUGGUACGCUAACCAGAGUCUUCUGAAAGGUGCUUCAUAUCAAUCAGUUGCCUUCCUUCAGCCUCUCUGCUUAUUUCAACACUUCAAUCGACAAGAGUCCACGAUACUGUUUAGUUUUAAAGAAUAUAAAAAUGAUAGUUAAGUUGCCCCAGAUUUCAUAUUUGAUCUCUCUGCCUCCGUAUUCCAGAGAUUUAACACCUUAUCAUCCUCUAGGAUCCCCAUUAAUCUGCUGCCGUGUUUAUUUUAGACCUCUUAGUUCCCAUGAUGCAUCAGCAGCAAACGUCUGUAUCACUGAUGACUGUCCUCAGACCAGCCGUGUGUGGUGCUGUCAUUAUUUGAAACGGAUGCAAUUUUAGUAACUUUACCAGUUGAAUGAUGGUUUGGGGUUAAUCACAAUCAAAUGGAAAAAUGUGUUAAAUCAACAUGGAAUGUAAAAGUUGUUCUUGUCAGGGCUGUAUUAACCCAGAAGGAGGCCUGAUGCCCUGAGUGAUCGGUUUCUCAAGUUGUAAAAUGUAUUACACCCUGACAUACUAUACUGUGACAAAUGUAUGCUGUAAUAUAGGAAUAGCUUUUCUUUUUCUUUCAAAAUUAAAUGGGAUCCACACACAUUUACAUAUUAUAUGUCACAUGUUUUUAAAAAUUAUAUUCCAACCUGUGAUCCACCCAGAAUUUUGGUCAACUUUUGGUGUAUCCCAGUUUAAAAUUUGAACCAAACAUGACAUCUGGGGUUCCACAUCAUGACUGUAGCUACCACUGAUAACACUGAGGUCAUUUAUCUAGGAACUUUGAGGUUUUUUUUUUUUACCAAUCUGUGGGGAAUUUAUAUUCUAUAAUUAACAAUUUGUCUCCUGGUGGUGAUUUGUGAUGUCAAAAUUUAAAUUUGACUGGUUUUAGGUCAGCAAUGAAUAUAUAAAAAUUGAUUUAGCAUUUAGCCACCAUGUUUAUAUUUCUUAUGGAGUACAGAAGGCCUUGAAACUAAAUUUAAAUGUGACAUGUUGAUUUUUUGGGGGAGGUUUAAAGUGGGGUUUGUCUGUGAGUAGGCAUGAGUAAAGAUGUGCCGUGUUUUGGGGGCUUCAUGGCACUAAAGUUGUGGUGGUCACAUGUGGAUACACACAAUUUCUGCCACAAAACUACUGAUAAUGGUUUUAGGAAAAGCAUUACAGUGCACCGUUCAUAAUUGCGCCUUUGGUUUGCCCCGUUUUAUACUCCACUCUUUUAUAUCAGACAAACAUAUGGACUGUGCUGCAUGAAAAAGAUCCGGUGAAUGCUCUGUCUUGAACAAUGUACAUGUUAUCUAUAGAUCUACUGUUCUGUUCACAACACAAAUGGACUCAGUCAGCAUGGACUUUAUACUGUAUGUUAGCAGGCCUCUGGUACGAGCUGCAGGCCUGUUUCAAUUGCUGUCACAUACAUGCGAGGAGCUGAAGCCUUCCUUCGUUGAGCUCCAGGGUGGAGGUGUGGGUUGAUGGACUACAACAUAGUUGUUCACAAGACACAAAAAUGUAUAUUUUGUAUUUUUUAAAGUCUCUAUGUUCAAGAUUUUGAGAUAUUGUUUGUGAACUGAUUAUGUGUUCUUAAUAAAUAUGCUCUUUUAUUUA